Maylandia zebra (zebra mbuna) is the source of this 1026-nucleotide messenger RNA. It is a transcript of the gene adisspb, whose product is annotated as adipose secreted signaling protein b. NCBI's taxonomy places the organism in Eukaryota, Metazoa, Chordata, Actinopteri, Cichliformes, Cichlidae. The record is from RefSeq and is a predicted model, not a curated record.
ACUGUCACUCUUUUGCAGCACAUAGAGUAGAGAGGAACGUUUCUGCUUUUGCACCACCGCCUUUUUCGCUUUUGUAAAAUAUAGACUUGGAAGCGCAACACCCGCAGCCGCACCACGUGACCAAAUGCGGAAAUCAUCCGACUGAGGAAAGUAGAACCGGAGGCGAGAGGUGAGGGUUUGGUGCCCGCCUGAUUUUCAGAGAGGCUUUUGCUGCUGCUGCUGCUACGUGUUUCGGAGAAGGUUUCCACUUAACCCCACGGUUAAAUGUACGACUUCCGUAUGGUGUGAGUAAAGAGUUGUUUUGAGGUCGGACUGCUGAGAUGACAAGGCUGUGACAGUGUGUGACUAAGUGUGUCUGUAUUGGACUCAUUCCUGUGAGAUGGCUACUGCAAAGAAAAGUUGUGCUAAGGCAGGAGGCGUGCGCUUCUCAGAGGAACCCCACGCUGCAUCUUCACACGUUCAUUUCGAUGAAAAGCUACAUGACUCCGUUGUCAUGGUGACUCCAGAAGAUGAUGGCAACUUUUUGGUCAAGGUCGGCUUCUUGAAGACACAGCACCGGUAUGAAAUAGUGUUCACCCUGCCUGAGAUCCCAGCUCUGGGUAAAAAUGUGUGUCCAGCGCCGCUACCCGGUCCACACCUCCGGAUCACUGAUAUCACACCGGCACAAGAGGGAGGUCUGAAGAUAACGUGCGAGUACAUAACCCAGCACGAGGGAGUUCUGUGUGAGGAGGUGAGGCUGCUGAGCGAGACCAACGACGACGUCUGCGUCAGAGUUAAAGUUCACGCCAGAGUCAUGGAUCGUCACCAUGGUACCCCCAUGCUGCUGGAAGGCAUUCGCUGCAUCGGUCCGGAGCUCGAGUACGACUCUGAGCAGAGUGACUGGCAGGGAUUUGACUAAAUGUCAGCCUUCUGUUCCCAGUUGUUUCACACAUCCACAAACGCCUACAGAAGUUCACACACCUGCCAUCUUCACAGAUAGAAAAAGAAACAGAAACCUCCUGAGCUGCCCGUUAACACACACACACA